CGAGAAAUUACCCUAUAAAUAUCGACACUUAAUUACUUGCCACGCAUUCGUACAAAUUGCUCUUAGUUAUAAGUAAAUAAACUGGUUAGCUCUGCAGACAGAAAUAGCCACCAACAACAACAACCCUUUGUCAAGCGCACCACUGCCAGCAUCAGUAGACAAUGGCUGACAAGUCCAUCAAACCUAAUGAAUUGAAUCAUUUGCAGCAUAAGCUGAAAUGCCUUUUUAGGAAUUCCGCCACACAAUUGAACCAACUGAAUAAAACUUUACUUUGGCAGAACUCGAACAUGAAACGAUUAAAGUUGGAUGAAGCAGAGUUAAACUUCAUGCUGUAUCUUAGACAAAACUACAAACUUCCUCAUAGUGAGCAGUUUCUUAUGGACAACAUGGUAGAUGUGCAGAAACUGGAAAGAAAAUUAUGCCGAGAAGUGAUGAAACCAGAAGACUUAGCUUUAUUUGAUAGUAUCAUUAAUAAACGAAAAAACAAAAUCAUAUUGGAGCAAAAAGAGAUACAUAACUUCCAAGAGAUAGAGGAAGCCUUGAAGAAACAGAUCAACAUUAUGGAAAAUUCACUGGAAGUGAAAACACUUGAGUUCGGCCAAAUUCGGUCGGAAUUGGCAAAAAUAAGAAAUGAAUUCUACAGCCUAAAUCAACGAUUGAGAAUAUUUGAAGAUAUUUUCUUCAAUCUAGAGGAGAAACAUGAUAAUCUCUUCUCAAGAAUGCAAACAAUAUCCAAGGCCUGUGUAGAUAUUGGCGACAGGAUAACAGAAGCUGACAAAAAAGUUGUUGGAAUGAGGCAGUUAAUUAAACUUCAUGAAUAUCACUUUAAUUUCGAACUAAACGAAAUAGACCGACAAUCUGUGCAGCAGUGCAAUUUCGAGAACUUUAUGGCUGAUGUUUCCAGAGAACGGGAUUGGUAUACUUUGGAUAACAGCUUGAAGAAAUUAGAGAAGGAACUAAAUACACGAUAUGGACAGCUGAAGGAAGAUCAAACAGCAAUAUCUGCAAUAAAAGAAGCUGCAGUUCAUGACGAUAUUGAUGUUAUUGUAAAGGAGUUUCGCCUCAAUGAGGAAAGCAAUUUUUCACUCUUCAGAUUUGCGGUUGAAAUUCAUGGUCAAUUAAAGAAUAAUGACAACGAACUCCAAUCUUUACUGACUAAAUUUUAUGAAGACGAUAAAUCUUUUAUGAUACAAUAUUCUCAACUACGGAAUACCCUGCAAUCGUAUCAAGCAACGGUUAGUGCAGAUCUAGAGGACGCAGAAGCAGCUCUAGAAAUGAUGGAUAUUGGAGCUGAGCAUAUGGCAAUAUUCCGUGAAGAUUUAAUCGAACUGAUGGAACUCUUAGCAUGUGACAGUAUAUUGAAAACUGACGUUGAAAAUAAUGAUAUUAAAGAUUUCCCCAAAGAUGCUAUAAUAGAUGUUCAAGAUAAAAUCAAUCAGAUUCGUGACCGCUCAAAAAACUUACAAAGUAAAAAACUGAGAAGGCUACCUCAAAUUAUACAACCAUAUGAAAGCAUCCACCUGAUGACGUCACCUCCCGAUCUACCGACUUGGGACUAAGAGACACGUACAUGUUCAAACGCUUUCAUGUAAACUUAACAUUCCAGACACGUUAUUAUUGAAAUUAAUCUGAAAGUAUUGAAUAAAUGAGAAAUGAUGAAUUCGGUAAAAUUUUGAAUUCUAAUUAUUGAAAAAUGGAUGUAAUUCGACAUAAAAUAGAACAAUUUACAAAUCUCUC
This is a messenger RNA of Octopus sinensis (East Asian common octopus), 1737 nucleotides long. RefSeq lists its product as uncharacterized. The transcript has 3 exons. NCBI's taxonomy places the organism in Eukaryota, Metazoa, Mollusca, Cephalopoda, Octopoda, Octopodidae. The record is from RefSeq and is a predicted model, not a curated record. The coding region runs from base 162 to 1559 and encodes 465 amino acids.